AUGGACUGUUGGUACGGGCAAGCGUACUUGUCAAGAAUGCGCAAUUCCUGCAGUAAUGGGUGUUUUAAAGAUGUGUCGUUUCCUUUUUGUGAGAUGAGAAUGAGGCAACUCCAUGGACCAGAUCGUACAAGACCUUUGCCUAAUACUCCAGAGCUUGAGAUGACAAUAGACUUGUGUGAGAGAAAGAAAAGUCCAUCAUGGGAUGUUGAUGAAGUUAUGGAUCGUUGGAAAUGGAUGAAGCCUCCACCUGCUAGCCAAAAGGCAGGGAAUGCUUUGGUUCCUAUAAGGAGAGGAAGACUCUGA
This is a messenger RNA of Microthlaspi erraticum, 303 nucleotides long. The record is from the annotation of a GenBank genome assembly. NCBI's taxonomy places the organism in Eukaryota, Viridiplantae, Streptophyta, Magnoliopsida, Brassicales, Brassicaceae.